UCGUUGUUUUUUUCUGUAGCCAAACCCUAAUUCUUCUUUUCUUUUCGAUAUUGAAUGGUUUUUUUUUCGGCCACACACUGGGUCAAACCCUAACUUUUGUGAUUUUAUUUUAUUUUUUGGGUUGUUUUAUUCCAUUUUGCAAAUUUUUUUCUGUGGAUGAUCUUUGUUUCUUUUCUUUUCCUCUUAUUAUUUUUAAAACUUUUGUUUUCAUCACAUAUAUGAAUCCCUAAUGUUGUGUUUGGUUGAUGAGAAAGUGGAGUAAGGAAAUCGUUGUCAAUUGAAAUUUUCUAUUCCUAUUUCUUGGCAAAGGCAACCAAAAUGGAUUGCAUUGUCAAUAUAAGGACACGGUCAACCGAUUUGCCCUGGAAAUUGUUAUUCCUUUUAUCAUUAGGAACUGGCCAAAAAAAUUGUCAUCGUUAUUUUUAUAAUAGUAAUUGCAAAUGUUUUCUUAAGUGAAAACAGAGCUCUUAAAAUGUGCUGUGAAGAAUAUCUCACUUAUGAAAUAAUCCAUGAUUUUCUGAGAUCAAUUUCAUGAAUAAUUAUGAAAAUUAUGUGUUUUUUGUAUACUGGAGAGUGAGAUUUUUUUAAUGCUUUUUGGAUCGUAACAUUUUGUAUCCCACUGUUUUGAUUCCCAAGGGAGAUAUAUUUUGUAGACCUUGGAUCCAGCUCUUUACAAAAUAAAGGUUAGAAAUGUUCCCACCUCCAAGAGUAAGAAGACCGCAUGGAAAUUGGAGAUUCAACAUUUAACUUUAACCAUAGGCAGUAGUGAUUCUAGAAACAUGGAUGGCUAUCUUUAUCUGGUUCCGGGUUACGUGAUCGUGACAUCAUCUCUAAGAGUGAUCCUAUGGUAGUAGUAUAUACUAAGAAAAGAGAUGGAACACUUGAGGAACUUGGGCGCACAGAAGUGAUAAUGAACAGCUUGGAUCCAGCUUGGAUUAAAAAAAUUACUGUUGCCUAUCACUUUGAGAUUGUUCAGCCAUUGAUAUUUCAUGUGUAUGAUGUUGAUACAAAAUAUUACAAUUUACCUGUGAAGAUGCUGAAGUUGAAUGAUCAAGAAUUCCUUGGGGAAGGCGGUUGUGUUCUGUCAGAGAUAGUGACUAAACAAGGCCAGAGCUUAACCCUAGAUCUUCAUAACAGAAAUGGGAACAGGGGUUUGAAAAACCUAGGGAAACUCACUGUCCAUGCAGAGGAAACAGUGUCUUCAAGGAAUGCUAUUGAGGUUAUAUUCCAUUGUUCAUGCUUGGAAAACAAGGACUUGUUUUCUAAAAGUGACCCUUUUUUAAGAAUAUCUAGGAUUGUUGAAAAUGGAGGUUCUGUUCCAAUUUGCAAGACAGAAGUGGUUGAUAACAACUUGAAUCCAAUCUGGAGGCCUCUAUGUCUGACAAUGCAGCAAUUUGUUAGCAAGGAUAACCCAUUAGUUAUCGAGUGCUUUGAUUUCAAUAGUAGUGGGAAUCAUGUACUGAUUGGUAAACUUCAGAAAUCAGUGGCAGACCUGGAAAAACUUCAUAAACAAAAAACUGGUGCCAGUUUCAUCUUACCCUCUUCUGCUCAGCAUGGUCAUGAGAAGGUUCUGAAGGGCCAGCUAUUUGUUGAUCAGUUUUGUGAGAAGCAGCUACACAGUUUUAUUGAUUAUGUUUCUAGUGGAUUUGAACUUAAUUUUAUGGUUGCUGUCGAUUUUACCGCAUCAAAUGGAAAUCCGCGAACUCCAGAUUCUUUGCACUACAUUGAUCCUUCUGGCCAGUUCAAUGCUUACCAACAGGCUAUAAUGGAGGUCGGAGAGGUAAUACAAUUUUAUGAUACUGAUAGGCGCUUUCCUGCGUGGGGAUUUGGGGGAAGGACAAUUGAUGGUACCAUAUCACAUUGUUUUAACUUGAAUGGAAGUGCUAGUGGCGUUGAGGUUGAAGGGGUCCAAGGGAUCAUGGCUGCCUAUGCAAGUGCACUGAACCAUGUUGCUCUAGCAGGACCGACUUUAUUUGGACAAGUGAUCAACAAUGCAGCUGAAAUUGCUGGCCAGUCCCUCUCCUAUAACAGCUGCAAAUAUUUUGUUUUGCUUAUCAUAACGGAUGGAGUACUUACAGAUCUCCAAGAAACAAAAGAUGCUUUGGUCAGGGCAUCUGAUUUGCCCUUAUCAAUUCUGAUAGUUGGAGUGGGAGGAGCAGAUUUUAAACAAAUGGAGAUCCUUGAUGCUGAUAACGGUUGUCCGUUAGAGAGUUCUACAGGACGUGUAGCAACUCGAGAUAUUGUACAGUUCGUUCCCAUGAGGGAAGUGCGUGCAGGUGGGCAAACUUCUGUAGUCCAAGCUCUAUUACAAGAGCUACCUGGGCAGUUCCUGACUUACAUGAGAAGCAGAGAUAUUAAACCCAGUGCAGUCAACAUAGCUCAAACAUCUGCUUCACAUGCCACCAUCUAGUAAGGGUUGUCUCCCAUUCAUCACACCAGAGUUCCAGGGCAUUGUAAAUACCGAAACUAGGUUAACAAUAUACAUGCUGUCUAUAGGAACCACAGAUGAUUGAAAUACCCCAAAGGGAAAAGGUUAGAGAUUACUUAGUCUAUACUGGGUACAAUCUGUUUUCAAGAAUGAUGAAUUGACCCAAUUGUAGUAACAAUUGAUGGCAUUGGAAUGCACUGAUUUGAUUACAAAUAUUGAGAAUUUCAUCAGUGUGUAUCAUCCAUGCCAAUUGACCUUUAAGCUUAUAUUUUUAGGUAGCAAGCUAAUGAUGUAUGUCAUGUCAAUUUUCCCUUGAACA
This is a messenger RNA of Vitis vinifera (wine grape), 2747 nucleotides long. Its product is annotated as protein BONZAI 3. Gene Ontology annotation, molecular function: calcium-dependent phospholipid binding. The transcript is spliced from 16 exons. NCBI's taxonomy places the organism in Eukaryota, Viridiplantae, Streptophyta, Magnoliopsida, Vitales, Vitaceae. The coding region runs from base 845 to 2410 and encodes 521 amino acids. The record is from RefSeq and is a predicted model, not a curated record. Gene Ontology annotation, cellular component: plasma membrane. Gene Ontology annotation, biological process: cellular response to calcium ion.